This is a messenger RNA of Dermacentor silvarum, 3552 nucleotides long. Its product is annotated as DNA primase large subunit. Lineage: Eukaryota; Metazoa; Arthropoda; Arachnida; Ixodida; Ixodidae. The record is from RefSeq and is a predicted model, not a curated record. The coding region runs from base 1919 to 3265 and encodes 448 amino acids. Gene Ontology annotation, cellular component: alpha DNA polymerase:primase complex. Gene Ontology annotation, biological process: DNA replication, synthesis of primer. The transcript is spliced from 8 exons.
AACUUUCAUAACAAUCGCUGAUUGCCUAUAGUUUAUCCAAUCAGUGCUCCAAGCUUGACUAGGCGAGGCUCUGCUUACUAGCAAUUCUAAGACUUGCCAGUUUCAAGAUAUUCUUACUCUGAAUUUGUCACGCAAUUUAUUGUUCCACGCAAGUUUGUCUCUUAGUGCAUGGAGCAGUCUUAGUUGAAAAAUGAUGCAUGAAACACCAAUGCAUUUUUAUCAUAAAAUUUGGGACCAGUGGUGUGGUGCCAGUCUGACAAAUUCUACCAUUUCAAUGUGUGCCCCAAUUUAGGAGUGGUCAAACACAACGUCUCUGGAUCCCUUAAUUGACCACUAGCGGUUGUAUCACUUUGAGCCUUCAUCUCCCAAUAAUCCUAAUUUCUAAUUGAUGAAAAUAUAUUCGAACAUAAUCAUUUUGAUCUGGUUAUUAUGCAGAUCCUUAUGGCAUCUAGCGCAAGACCUGUAACUGAAUGACCAACAUUUCUGCUGCACUGUUUUUAAAUGUUAUUUAUCCUUUGCUGAAACAUCAGAUAGAAAGUCUGUGCCAGCGAUUUGGAUCAAUGGUAAGUAGAUUUUGUGGAGUGCAGCAAAGAUCUGUCCAUCGCAGAAGUUGGCAAUCUAAAAUGUUUUGUCCGCGAGUACUUAGCGAAAUGCAAUUAAUACUGAGUUUUCACUUUGCAUUGGAAGGCAAUUUCUCAAAAAAAUAGAUCUUUUUUUUUUUUUUUUUUUUUUUUGUAUGCGCCUUGCACGAGAGCAGUUACUUGAAAGAUGUGCAAGGCUUUUGCGUUGUGUAAAGGGCACGCGCUAGCUGGCGAGUGCAUUGUUCAGAACGGAAAGCUGGGCCGACUGCCAACAGAUAAAUUUGUACUGGCGACAGAACCUAUUCCGUGUCGCGUGGGCCAUGUUAAAUCCUCCAGAAAAAUAUGGUUACCGUCCUUGAGGUGUGCUCUAGAUGCGGAACUAGCCCCGCUGGCAUAUAAUUAUAUAUAUAUAUAUAUAUAUAUAUGCAGCUGCGUAGAGCAGGUCAUAGUACAGAGGUGAGCAGCCUUGUCUAGAACGCGUGAACGGCGGCUUCCAGGACUCUCCGGAGCCAGCCAGCGACGUCUAACGGCUUCGGAAGCCGCCGCUCCCGCGUUCUAGGCAAGGCUCACCUCAGUGCAUGCUCCCUAGGACAUAUACAGAAUCCCCCAAGCUCCAAGCAGUCGGAGCAAGUAAUGAUUGGUCUGUUUGGCAGUAAAACCUGCGUCAGUGGCGGCCAAGGAGGUUUUAAAAAAAAGCUGGAGUGGCAAUGCUGCUGCUUCAAAAGAAGCAUUGUGGAAUGUAGGAUAUGCCUUCUUUUCGCCUCGAUGAUUAAGGUUGCUAAUUUGGCUGUAAAGAUCCUAUUGAAUAUAUGCCUUUGUUUCACUGGUUUUAGGAGAUUUUGUUACUGUCGUGGCACAUUCUUUGUGAGAGUUCUUGAUAUCAACACGCAGCCAAAUAUAUUAUUUUAGCUAGAAACAACGAACUUUUACAAUUACCCUAGCGUUUGCAUUCGCACAACAAAAGCACUGACGGGUGUGCGCGGACUGGACUGCACGCGGCGGCACUCUUUUAGAGGUGAAGCCGGUGCAAGCGCUUCACCCCUGCUGGUAAAAGGUAGCGGGCGCCGCCACUCCAGAACUUUCUUUUUUUUUAACCUCUUUGUUCAUAUGACCGUUGCGUGGCGUAAAAUUUCGUUCUGUUCUUAUACUAGCGCCCUUUCCCCGCAUGUUCAAACGGUUCGGAGUGCCAAGUUAAUCCCACAACCCUCGCUAGUUGGCGCAUUCACGUUGAGCAUUCACUGGCAUUGGGCGAGUUUACGGCUGUUGUCCAGACAUCGGCUUUUGGACGGGAAGAGUUCACUUGGUAGUCUCCACUUCUUUCCGGGUAGGGAACUUCCAUGCCAGAAAGCUACCGCAAAGGUGAUCAGCCGUUUCUUUCUGCCGCCAAUACCAGCACCGGUACUUCUGCGCUGCUGACUAACGAAGGACAAGCGACAGCUGACGAGAUGGUGUUUUACCUCGCAUAUCCAGACGGUAAUGUUGAUCUGGAUCUCCUAUGCAACAUGUGCCACCGUAGGUUGGCUAUCAUGAUGAAAAUUGCCCGGUGCGAAGGUAAUGUCGACGCAGUCCGCAAUGUUCUCGAGGAAGACGACACUUGCCACGAGUGCCUUAUCGAAGGGAGUCCACAGGACAGCGUGUCUCAUUUUUUUCUAAGGUUGUUGCUGUGCCCAUUUGGAUCGGCCUUCAACACUAUAGUGCAAGCCGAGUCGAUGCUGUUCCUGUGUCGCUUUGAGGCGCUGAACUGGGAUGAACGUAGAGCCAUUGUUGAGCGUGCUUUCUCCGAUUCCAAUGAACUCCUCAAGUGCAACAUUAACCAGCAAUUUCGCGAGGUUCUGACGACGCUGACCAAGGUUCUUGCUGCUGCCUUGAAGAGCUGGAGUCUCAUCGUUGAAGCCAAAGAAUUUUCUGUUGCUGUGCCUUUUGAGCACGCCCUCUCUCUUGUGAGCGCUCGACGGGUCAUCCUGCGAGCAGGCGAGGCCAUCAUAAGGGAGCACCAUCUUCCUGUGUUCCUGGCAGGCAUGUUCCAGGCAGUGUGCGAACAAGGCACUGCCCACUUCAAGAGGACGGCGCGAUUUCGAACACUGCACCAAGAUGAAAGAAUGGCUGAACUGCGUACGUCCUUAAGGGCUGCUUUCGAAGCACAGCGAGGAUUCUUGGCAAUGGGCUGCCCACUGAAGGCCGGGGAAGUGGACAGCCAGGCAGCAGCGUACUUCCCACCGUGCAUGUCUGCGUUGUAUGCCACCUUGAAGAGGGAGAAGAGGCUGUCCCACGACGAUCGAUUCGUCUUUUCGUUGUUCCUGAAGGAGAUUGGCCUGAACCUGACCGAAGCGAUCGAGUUCUGGAGUCGCUACUACAUCGAGCCUCCUGGCAAGAAGGCCACUUGCAGCCACACGUGGCAGACGCACACGUCGCGCCUCACGUACAGUGUGCGACACAUGUACGGCCAGGAGGGCAGUCGCGUCGACUACACCGCCCAUGGGUGCACUCAAGUCCAGGACAACCGCCUCUGUCCAUUCACGUCCGACCAGUUCCAGACACUUCAAGGAGGGCAACAGGUGGGAGAUCUGGAAGACAUUGCUCAACUAUGUGAGAACAAGCAGUACUUAGCAGGCGUGCAAGCUUCACAUGCUGAGAACUGGAAAACAGCUCGCAUCAGAGAUGAUCUUGCAGGCGGAACCGUUUGAAGGUCGCGACGCGGAGUCUUCUGCGGAACCUCUAGUAGGAAUUCAUAAACCAUCGCAGUUCUAUUUCUACAUUAGAAAAUUAACUAGUCCACCUUAAUGCAUGUUCGGUGCUAUUGUGUGUUUAAGGAAAAGAGGAUGCAUUGAGGCUAUGCAUUGUGAAUACAACACAGCAUUCGUUUUGUUUGCGCAUGUCACCCGUAUCAUUGAAGUGGUGUACAUUUAUGCAUUUACUCCAGAGUAUGAAUUUAAGUGUUAAUAAAAUGCUUAUUCAUUGUUGUCUUUGACAA